GGGGGGGCAGGGAGCACUAGGGCCCCGCGCUCACUAUUCUGGAAACUGCCGGGCGCCAUCGCCGUAGCGUAGCCGCGGACCGGGAGGCGCGGGGCAGGCGCGGAGACUGCGUGGCGCAGGCGCAGUGCGGGGUUUCUUCUGGGUCCCCAGACAGCUGGAGGAGAUAAACAGAGGAGGAGGGAGGGGAGUGCGUGUGUGAGAGCGCGCGAGGGAGUGUGAGUGUGUGUGAGCGCGGGUGUGAGGCGGUGCGCAGGGGCGGGCGGAGGCGCUGUCCGGCCCCGGCCAGGCGCCGGGCGGGGAGCAUGGGAAGAGGCUAAACCUGCCCGGGUCCCCAGCCCCCUUCCCGGGAUCCGCGCUCCUGCUCCCGGGAGAGGGGCCGGGCCCCACGGACCGACAUGGGCUCGUGAAGUUGCACCGCUGCUGGUCCCGGGAAGAGACCUGACAGGUAAUUAAAUGCUUGUCUUGUGGACCUGGGCUGGGCUGGAAUGUGCAAGGGUCUUGAAGAUCCUCCUGUAGCUUCCUUCUGUUGAACCAUAAAGAGAAGAUGGCAAAAGUCAACAUAACCAGAGACCUCAUUCGUAGGCAAAUCAAGGAGCGGGGUGCUCUGAGCUUUGAACGGCGCUACCACGUCACCGAUCCCUUUAUCCGGCGGCUGGGCCUGGAAGCUGAGCUUCAGGGUCACUCAGGAUGCGUCAACUGUCUGGAGUGGAAUGAGAAAGGAGACUUGCUGGCUUCUGGUUCUGAUGACCAGCACACCAUUGUGUGGGACCCGCUGCACCACAAGAAGCUGCUCUCCAUGCACACAGGACACACAGCAAAUAUCUUCUCUGUGAAGUUCCUGCCUCAUGCUGGAGACCGAAUCUUGAUCACUGGGGCAGCUGACUCCAAGGUGCACGUCCAUGACCUGACGGUAAAGGAGACGAUCCACAUGUAUGGAGACCACACAAACCGCGUGAAGCGCAUCGCCACAGCACCCAUGUGGCCUAACACGUUCUGGAGUGCCGCUGAGGAUGGACUCAUCCGCCAGUACGACCUCCGGGAGAACAGCAAACACUCAGAGGUGCUGAUUGACCUGACAGAGUACUGUGGCCCCAUGGUGGAGGCCAAGUGCCUCACCGUCAACCCCCAGGAUAACAACUGCCUGGCAGUCGGGGCCAGUGGGCCCUUUGUGAGACUCUACGACAUUCGCAUGAUCCAUAACCACAGAAAGAGCAUGAAGCAGAGUCCUUCAGCGGGUGUGCACACCUUCUGUGACCGGCAGAAGCCCCUUCCAGAUGGUGCAGCGCAGUAUUAUGUGGCAGGGCACCUGCCGGUCAAGCUGCCCGACUAUAACAGCCGUCUGAGAGUGCUGGUUGCCACUUAUGUGACCUUCAGCCCCAAUGGCACAGAGCUGCUGGUCAACAUGGGAGGAGAGCAGGUGUAUUUGUUUGACUUGACUUACAAGCAACGGCCAUAUACUUUCCUCUUGCCUAGAAAAUGUCACUCAGUGGAAGUCCAAAAUGGCAAGAUGUCUACCAAUGGUGUGUCCAAUGGCGUGUCGAAUGGCCUACACCUCCACAGCAAUGGCUUCCGGCUGCCGGAAAGCAAGGGGUGUAUCAGCCCCCAGGUGGAGCUACCCCCGUACCUGGAACGUGUGAAGCAGCAAGCCAACGAAGCCUUUGCCUGCCAGCAGUGGACCCAGGCCAUCCAGCUGUACAGCAAGGCUGUGCAGAAGGCCCCUCACAACGCUAUGCUCUAUGGGAACCGAGCUGCCGCCUACAUGAAGCGCAAGUGGGAUGGUGACCACUACGACGCCCUCCGAGACUGCCUCAAGGCCAUCUCCUUAAACCCCUGCCACCUGAAGGCGCACUUCCGUCUGGCCCGGUGCCUCUUUGAACUGAAGUAUGUGGCUGAGGCUCUGGAGUGCCUGGAUGACUUCAAAGGGAAGUUCCCCGAGCAGGCCCACAGCAGUGCUUGUGAUGCACUCGGCCGUGACAUCACAGCUGCCCUUUUCUCCAAAAGUGACGGUGAGGAGAAGAAGGCAGCUGGCGGCGGCGGCGGCGGUCCAGUUCGCCUUCGAAGCACAAGUCGCAAGGACUCCAUCUCAGAAGACGAAAUGGUGCUGCGGGAGCGGAGCUGUGACUACCAGUUCCGCUACUGUGGCCACUGCAACACCACAACGGACAUCAAGGAGGCGAAUUUCUUUGGCAGCAAUGCUCAGUACAUAGUCAGUGGCUCUGAUGAUGGCUCCUUCUUCAUCUGGGAAAAAGAGACCACCAACCUAGUCCGAGUGCUUCAGGGAGAUGACUCCAUCGUCAACUGCUUGCAGCCACACCCUAGCUACUGCUUCCUGGCCACCAGCGGCAUCGACCCUGUUGUGAGACUGUGGAACCCACGACCAGAGAGUGAAGACCUCACAGGCCGAGUUGUGGAGGAUAUGGAGGGUGCCUCCCAGGCCAACCAGCGGCGCAUGAAUGCCAACCCCUUGGAGGCGAUGCUGCUGGACAUGGGCUACCGGAUCACAGGCCUUAGCAGCGGAGGCGCUGGGGCCUCUGAUGACGAGGACAGCUCAGAGGGCCAGGUGCAGUGCCGGCCCAGCUAGAUGCUCCUAGCCCCAGUCCCCAGCCAUGUGCAGGAGGGCAGAGGGUUGGGUUCUGUUUUGGAUUGUCUUCCCACCCUCAUUUUUUCAUUUCCCCUGUUUUGUUUGUUAGUUUGACACUGUGGGUGGGGAUUGCUGCAACUUGCUGGCUUUCAGACUCUUGGGCUGAUUGUCCCUUGACUGUCCCAAGCCCUGAGCAAAAAAGCAGGAGGGAAAGCCCCUCCGUCCGCCCUCACCUCCUGCUUCCGUGUCUCUGGAAACCCCUUCUGCCUCCAGUGGGGAGGCUAGAGCCAGAGCUGUCUUCAAGGACUGCCCUGCCCUUUAAGUUGGCAGCAGAAAGGGGGAGGAGCUCCCUGCUGGCAAAGGCCUGCCUUGGCCUGUUGUUGCCCACUCUUGCUCUCCUGCCUGCGGGGCUAGCUCCCCUGUGGUCUUUCUGGAAGGUCCCUUCACAGCCACCAGUGUUAGGGUGGAAGCAAGGAAAGAUAGGAGCCCUGGAGUGGCAAAGUCAGGCCACCUGCCCUGGCGGCAGUGGGCAGUGGCAGGCGCCUCCUCAUCCCCUCCUGGGCCUGUUCUCCUAGGCUGUCUCUGGGGGCUUUGCCUUUCCUAUGAUGUGGCAGAAGGUGGGGCACCUCGUCCCCACCCCACCUGCCCAUGCAAGUACUUUUGCGCCAUGGCCACUCUCCUGGGGCGCUCCUCGGCCUCACUGUGACCUUUCUGCCAGAGCUCCCAGCCAGGCCUACUCUGCUGAGGCGGCGCUUCCUAAGGCCCCUUCUUCUUGCCCUCCCUGCCCUCCCUUCCCACCCAUGUGCUGAGCCGCCACAAAGACCAAAGAAGUGAUGGCUUUUCUCUGUCCCCUGCUGCUCUAGGGGGAGGGGGUGGGGAAGUCCUUAGCUCAGCCAUCCCUCCUGGGCAGCCCAAGCUUUACACUGGACACAGCGGCCACUCCACCACCAAGCUUUCCCUCUCCCUCUGCCCCCUCGGCUCCUGCCCUGGAGCCUCCCCCAGCCCUGUGUGCUUCCUCUGGGUCGCAGCCUUCCAGCUGCAGCCUCCAGGGAGAAGCAGCCCUCUUCCCUCCCUCCCUCCC
Molecule: messenger RNA, 3662 nt
Organism: Acomys russatus (golden spiny mouse)
Lineage: Eukaryota; Metazoa; Chordata; Mammalia; Rodentia; Muridae
Gene: Wdtc1
Product: WD and tetratricopeptide repeats 1
Exons: 16
Coding region: 545-2581 (678 amino acids)
Biological process (GO): negative regulation of fatty acid biosynthetic process
Cellular component (GO): Cul4-RING E3 ubiquitin ligase complex; cytoplasm
Molecular function (GO): protein binding
Source: RefSeq, a predicted model, not a curated record